UUUACGUAACGUGCAGCUGAAUUUGUGGAGGACAAUAAAGCUGCUUUUUAACAUGUUUGGGAAUCAAGUUGUAACCUUUCACGAGCCACAAACGUGUUAAGUGUGGGAAUCUCCAAGAGGACGUCGAUCGAAGACUCUGACUCCACCCACCAACGGCCAAACUCACCGCAGAUCUCCGUGCUUAACGUCAAGGUGAUCUUUUUUCAAAGAAGGCGUUCGUUGCCUCUAUUGCACCCAAGAGUUGGCGCUUUUUUUGUUGUUUCUUUUUUAAAAUUUGUGUUUAUGAUCAGAAAUCUGUGCGCGGGUGGAGUCAUGGCCGCCUCCAUCGCCAGAGGGCGCAUGGUAAGCUGUAUUUUAAAGACGUUGUCAAAAUGCUGAUGGGACUGGGGAGACCGCCCAGAGAAACAUCCACGACCAGUCACACAGCAGCAGGGGGCAGUAACAGCCAAUCACACGGGUCAACGGAAGCUGCGUCCCCCAUGUUACACAGAUGGCGCCCAAAGCGCCCCUCAGAUCAUUAUCUCCAGCCUGUUUCAGAGUGUCUUCCUCCACAGAAGAGUGACUAUAUUGGCAAAAGUGUUUUUUCACCUGAUAAGUGUGUAUUUGUGGUGGCGUAUGACUCGCUGAGAGGGCAGCUGGAGAAUGGGAGUUUGAGUUCCUCUUUGCAGGCAUAUAAAACACUACAAAAAGCUGAUAUUAUGCAGGAGUCUACUUCAACUACAAAUGAAGCGUCUUCGUCACGAGAGACAAAAGCUCAUGCUGAUCGAAUCCUCAACAGGAAGUCCAACAGGAGCAAGUCAAAUGAGGAGCCAGGAGAGGACGAGAGAAAGAUAUGGAUGGCCUUUUGCCGGAGGAAGAAAACGAGUAGGGUGGCUGACCUUUAUCCUCGUAGCAGGAAACCAACUCGGUCGGAGCCCAUUGUUUUAUCCAGUGAAGACGACGAGGCGGAUGAACGUGAUGAGGGCAGCCAGAUUUACCAGACUCCUCAUCGGAAUCAAAUACCUCAUCAGACACAAGGAGGAGACCUGCAGCUGCCGUCCUUCCUGGAGCUGGACUUUUUGUCGCUUGACAUUGGCUUGAUGCAUUCUGAUGCCAGUGGGAAGAUGAAGAUUACAUCCAGCGGAAUUGUUCUCCCGCUUAAAGGAGUGGAAGAAAGCGAGGUGACUGUGGUUGCGUCACAAAUGCUAGGCUAUGGUUUAUGGGAUGGCGGUGUAGCUCUGGAUGGGACUCUGCUAGAUGAGGUGGUAGGGCCCGCGCCGUCGCUCCUCUUCCUGUGGGUGACGGAUGCUCAGGCCAACGUGCUGCACAGGGAGAUAGCCCUCAUCCAGAAUACCAGUGCCCCAGGCCAACCAUGCUCCAUCCUUCUACUGGUGAUGGCAGAGCAGCUUCCUGACUCCCAGGCUGCACUGUUGGCAUCUAUGUUGGAGAUGACGGAGUUCAGGGAAGGCCGCUCCUCCUCAGGAGGGGGGCUGACCUCCCCCCUGGACUGGACUGAUGGGCUGUUGCUCAUCCACAGCUGCCCCGCCCCACUGGACGAACACCUCCUUCGUCUGCUGGGCCAGUUGCCGGAGAUGUCCAAUCCGCUGAGAAGAAGCUCCAGAAAUCAGGCAUCUGCUUUGGAGGUGGCCAGCAGGUUAAUUCAGUAUCCGGCGGCACCCUCCAAAGGCCGGAUCACAGUGACAAAGGAGGACUUGGCCUGUCUGGAAAGUGGCCAGUUCCUUAAUGAUGUCAUCAUAGACUUUUACCUCAAAUUCCUCCUCCUGGAGGGUGGUGGCCGAGCCGUGGCUGAGCGGAGUCACAUCUUCAGUAGUUUCUUCUUUAAACACCUCAGCAGUCGGCAAAUCUCCAGUGAGGGGGCUGCUGUCGCCCCAGAUCAGUACAUGAGGCACCAGAGGGUGAAGACAUGGACUCGCCAUGUUGACAUUUUCACUAAAGACUUCCUGUUUGUGCCCAUCAAUAAGGAAGCUCACUGGUUCCUGGCGGUGAUUUGUUUCCCAGGUCAGGCUGGCACUCAUUAUGAGCAGCGUACAAGUGGAACCAAGCUCCUCAGUAUGAGAUCAGAGCAGCCGCCGCCAUGUACAGCGCAAGGUUGCAUGAGGGAGGUCACGUUGACUCGGCCAUGCAUCUUGGUCAUGGACUCUCUGAAAGUGCAGCAGCAUGAAAACGUUUGCAAGCUACUGCGAGACUACCUGGAGGUGGAGUGGGAAGAACGUAGGGGGGUACAUCGCGUCUUCACCUCAAUCAGCAUGCACAGCUACAGCUGCAGCGUCCCACAGCAGGACAACAGCAGCGACUGCGGUUUGUACCUGCUGCAGUAUGUGGAGAGCUUCUUUCAGAACCCUGUGGUGCACUUUGACCAACCUCUCCUUUUGGGCCGCUGGUUUCCACGACAACAGGUGCGGCAGAAACGUGAGGAGAUCCGACACUUGAUUCAGAGGCUUCACAGGAGUCAGGCACAGGCUGAAAUUAUUUGAUGAUUGUACAGUAUUUUUCUUUGCUAUGUAUUUAUUAAUUUUCUUCAUGU
Messenger RNA from Phycodurus eques (leafy seadragon), 2524 nucleotides. Its product is annotated as sentrin-specific protease 7-like. Bases 372 to 2474 code for a protein of 700 amino acids. The record is from RefSeq and is a predicted model, not a curated record. NCBI's taxonomy places the organism in Eukaryota, Metazoa, Chordata, Actinopteri, Syngnathiformes, Syngnathidae. The transcript is spliced from 20 exons. Gene Ontology annotation, cellular component: cytoplasm; nucleus. Gene Ontology annotation, biological process: protein desumoylation. Gene Ontology annotation, molecular function: SUMO-specific endopeptidase activity.